AUGUCGGAGGGACCGCCUGCAACAUCAUCCGCAAAACGGGCAUCGAAAGGUGAGAUGUCGAUAAAGGGUAGGUCGGCGAAGGGUGGUGGUUGGCGGGCCGCCGGACCGCUGGCGACUUAUUCCCACCAUCCAGGCUUCAUGAAUUCAACGUUGGAUAUGAAUGCUGAUUCCCAACUUUUCACUCUUCUUCGUGAAUAUGCUGCGAUUGUUCCAACAUCUCAAAUGCGUUAUCCUCACUCCAUACCGAAAGACACAUUGCACGAUUUUCUUCUCCGAUCUAUUAUUCUGGGUCCGCAUUUUCGGAAGUACUCCCCUUCUAAACAAUACCAAAAGUCUUUCUGGAAAUGGAUCGUCCAGCACUUGGAGCUUGACGUUGAGAUCGAUACGCAAAUAUUAAGCAUCUUGACAGAAACAUCCACGUCCACAUUUCCACGCGGUAUUUCUGUUCCGGCACCUCCUUCCCCGUCAUACGUAACGCACUACUGGAGACUUGACACUCCAUCCUCUAGUAACGAAACGCCAGUCACCCCUGAGUGCUUUAGGACUACUCUUUUUGAAUCUGGAACCAUGAUAGAAAGCGGUACCACAGGAUUUCGGACAUGGCCCGCGAGCUUGCAUCUCGCUAACUAUAUAAUAAUGCAUCCAGAAUGGGUUUACGGUAGGCGCAUCUUGGAGCUGGGUUCGGGGAUUGGGUUCCUAGGAAUGAUCGCUGGGAGCCUGCAGAUGCUCACUGCCUCAUCGACAGAUAUACCACCGGGAGACACGUCGAGACCGAUGCUAUAUUUGACAGAUGUAGACAGCGAUGUCAUUGCUAGAUAUAUGACCGCUAGUAUGGACCACCGCGAUAGCAUCAGUGUGAGUAUGUUGGAUUGGUCAGACGCACUGCGUCCAGAUAGUAUUUCGGCCUUUAAAGCAAGACUCCAACAAGAAAUUAAUGCCGACUUGAUAAUCGGGGCAGAUAUUGUCUUUGAUCCCAGUCUUAUCCCAGCCUUGAUGGCGACACUCUCACUCGCAUUAGAUCCAGGAUUUGCCAGACGUCAAAGGGUAGCUCUCAUUGCGCUGACCAUACGCAACAAAGAAACAUACGCUACCUUUCGCGCAACGGCUCAAAAAUAUAACCUUGUCAUCGUCGACCUUGAGUAUACUUCAACGGACAGUCUCUUCUUCCACGGCGUGGAUGAAAGAGCCGAUCAAAAGCAUGAUGUGAAGAUCAUGAAAAUCACCAUACAAUGA
Messenger RNA from Guyanagaster necrorhizus, 1233 nucleotides. RefSeq lists its product as uncharacterized. The record is from RefSeq and is a predicted model, not a curated record. The coding region runs from base 1 to 1233 and encodes 410 amino acids. Gene Ontology annotation, cellular component: cytoplasm. The transcript is spliced from 9 exons. NCBI's taxonomy places the organism in Eukaryota, Fungi, Basidiomycota, Agaricomycetes, Agaricales, Physalacriaceae.